AUGGCAACCCAACAAAUAGCGCAUCACAGAGGAGAGGCUGAGAUCUACGAGGGAGAAGCAGUGUGCAUGCAAAAGUCACGGCUUCUUCUCGACGAGAUUCUCCUUCCAAGAGGGUUACUCCCUUUAGACAACAUCGUAGAAAUGGGUUACAACCGCAUCACAGGCUUCGUGUGGCUCAAACAGAAGCACAAGAAGGAACACCGUUUCGACGCCAUUGGACGCACCGUAUGUUACGAACCGGAGGUAACGGCGUUCGUUGAGGAACACCGCAUGAGAAGGGUGACAGGGGUCAAAACCAAAGAGCUUUUCAUAUGGGUCACUAUCUCUGAAAUCUUCGUCGAUGAUCCUUCUUCUGAUAAGAUAUCCUUCGCUAACCCCACUGGGAUUGCUCGCUCCUUUCCUCUCUCUGCAUUCGCUCUCCAAGACGAACAUCACAGUAACAUGCUCAAGAAAUAG
Molecule: messenger RNA, 456 nt
Organism: Abrus precatorius (Indian licorice)
Lineage: Eukaryota; Viridiplantae; Streptophyta; Magnoliopsida; Fabales; Fabaceae
Exons: 1
Coding region: 1-456 (151 amino acids)
Source: RefSeq, a predicted model, not a curated record